AUCUAAAUCUUGCUCUGUACUUCCUGAUAAAGUAACCCACAUAGUUAUCCAAUUAGCAGGAUAAUUAGGCUGUUUCUUUCAACCAUUAUCUGAGAAAAUUAUUAACAUGGCAAACAAGUAAGUCUAAACGUUAAAUGCAUUUUCUGCAACCUGAUCUAUUCCAGGGGCGUCACCCCCCCCCUUUUUUUUUUUUCCGGGUGAGUGGUGGAAGCCAACCCCAGACCUUGUAACUUGUACCUGAACUUGACUUAGAGCAACCUGCUCUAUUCCAGGGGCGUCACCCCCCCCCUUUUUUUUUUUUCCGGGUGAGUGGUGGAAGCCAACCCCAGACCUUGUAACUUGUACCUGGACUUGACUUAGAAGUUCGUUUGUUUUAAAUUCUGUCACAGUGCGAACUGUGUGUGGGUCAUGUCAGUCAGUCAUGCCAUGGUAAUGCCAUUUUUGUUUAAUUCGAGAGUUCACUCUUAGCAAUUUACCUUUUCUCCUAACAACACACUCCCCCCCCCCCCAAAAAAAAAAAAAACAAAAAAAAAAAAAAAAAAAAAAAAAAAAAAAACACCAAAAAUAAUAAGUAUUGAGUAAUGAGUAUUUUCUCCCAUAUUCACAUUCAUUCAUUUUAACUAGAGAAAUUCAAAAGCAGUUAAAAUUAUUAAUAUUAAAAUUUUAGUUUAAGUUGUAACUAAUGUCACUUUACUUAAAAGUGUUUCGCUUGAUCUUUCAAAAAGCUAAAGGUUAGGUGUUUUCUUUAUAUUUAUGAGUUUAUCAUACUCAUACAUACUGUAUGAGUUACUGAUUGGAUCCCCAGCUGUUUUUGACCCUGACCUGCGUUUCUGAUAGAAAAUCGUAAUAGAUUACUAUACUUACAAACUCAUUAAUGAAUAGAUAGCUUGAACUGUGCAUCAUGUGUGCUUUGGUUAUCUAGUGAGUUUUCAGCUAUUAUGGUUUUUGGCUACUGAGUGACUGACUGUUGAAAAAUAUUUUUUUAUUUUUAAGGAAGAUAAGUUUUCUCUUUCUGGCACUCAUUCAUGAAUAAAGGAUGUUUUUUUUUUCCCCUGACAAAUAAAUUCUGACAUCCAAUUUUUUAAUCCAAAACAGGAAACCAUGGUAACUAAAGGUCCACCAUUGUCUCUGGAAAUUAUUUGUGGAACACCAUUUUAACAUUGACUCCAGCAAAAAAGGCAUUUACUCCAAAUCCACACCUCUUUCUUUUCUACACACUACUAAGUUGUAUUUGGGAGUCAUUAGGAAGUUUUAUAAUAUUUCUACCCCAUGCCCAUUACAGUUUUUCAGAGAAACUCAACCGGUCACCAAUGUGUGCAUGACAUUAAAAAUUUAUUGACUCUUAUUACAAGAUUAAGACUCCAGGACUUUUUAAUUUAAUGUUUUAAUUAAAAUACUAUUACAUUUUGAAACCUUCUCAUCUUUUUUAACUGAGUAGUUAUGAAAUUUACUUUCAGAUUCUCUGAAGAUGCGGAGCUGUCAGCAAUAAUAAGCAAGCUUUGGGAGCUAGAUGAUAAUAAAUGCUUUCCUGGAGUAGAUUAUGAAAUAGAUUUACAAGGUGAUUUUUUAUUUAUUUUAAAAAUUUCUUUCACUCCAUAAGUAUUAAGGUGUUGAACAAUAUGUGACAAGUAAGAAACAUAUAAAUAGUUUUUAAGCACUAUAUUAAACGUGUAAUCUUGAACUGCAUAUCCAUGCAUUCUUGAAAUGAAUAUAAAGCAGUUCUUACUUUCAUAGGCUACAUCAACAGCACACGAGACGUGAGAGAAGACAGGGCGAAAAGUAAACUUUUUCAGUGGGUAAAUGAAGAGAAAGUAUUUAGUCGGCGUACAUAUAAAAGUAUGUUGUUCACAAAGCUGUUUUAUGUUGUUCACAAAGCUGUUUCAUAUUGUUCACAAAGCUGUUUCAUUUCAUGUUGUUCAACAAAGCUGUUUCAUGUUGUUCACAAAGCUGUUUCAUAUUUAGUUUUUGUUCAAUCUAUUUUAAUGAGUUUUGUAUAACUCUGAUUAUAAAUUAUAAAUUACAAUUCCAAGUAGUAUAAAUAAUUGCUUUAGAUAUAUAAUCUAAUGCAUUUAAAAUAUUAAUGUAAUAAUAUUAAUGUGAAAGAAUUUACUUAUUUAUAAUAAUUUAUUGAAUAAAGUUCUUAUGAUAGUUUCUAAAAAUCUUGCAUAACUUAAUAUUGAUUGCAUGGCUUUCAGCUUUUCGAGCACUUUUAGAUAACUAUGAAAUGGAACUUGGUCAAGAAGAAGUAGUUACUCGAGAGGAACUCAGAGAGAACCAUGAAUUCCUUUCCGCCAUCAUGGAUACAAAUGUGAUGAAAGAAGCUCAUAGAUAUCUUGUGUCUAAAGGAGUCGCCCCUCAAGACAAGAUGCAAUUCAAAGCCAUGCUGCACGACAUUUGGUUUAAAAUGUUCAGACGUCAAGCAGCCAGGUGUGAUGUUACACAAGGAAGUAAAUAGAUGUAUUUGCGGCAACAUAAAUGCAAAAAAAUAAUUUUGCAACAUAAGGCACAGUGGAUUGGUGCUUUGUUAAUAAAUAAAUUCAAAAGCCAUUAAUGUCGUGAAUUUAUCAUUUCACACUAAAUUUUUCAAUGUUCUGAGGAAAUGACAAAUUAAAAUCAGCAAAAUAAUUCAAAACAGUACAUUUAAUUGUUAAAAUGUAGCUGGAUUUUAAAAUAAUCUUGUGUUUAAAUUUUAUAUUGAAGUAGCCUAUGUAUAUUUAUUUCUGUAUGUAGGGGAAAUGACUCUUGCAGCUUUGAGCAUGUGUUUGUUGGUGAAGGCCGUGGGACUGAAAUGAUUGGUCUGCAUAACUGGAUCCAGUUUUAUCUGCAAGAGAAAGCUGGAAACAUCAACUACCAUGGCUACUUCCGUAGAGAUACAGUAAGUGUAUCCCUUUCGUCAAUGUUCUUCUGUAAAUCAGCUGGAAAUUGUGCGGAAAAGAUCUGAAAAAUAUUUCUUUUAAAAAUACACAAAUAUUCACUAUUCUAUGAAAUUAAAAAAAAUUAUAUAAAAAGUAAACUAUGUUGGGUUGUUAUCAUUUUACCUACAUAUUUAACUGUUUUACACUUAUCUUGAAAUUUAAAAAAACAACCAAUCCAAACUAUAAAAUAUCUAAAUAUCUAGAUUAGCAAAUUUUUACAUGUUGACUUUUGGAACUUAUUAACAGAUCCGAGAUGAUGAAAUUAUCCGGCUGUUGGCUGUUCAGUUCACCUGGAAAGGGAUCAAGGCUAAGCCGCUGUGUAGUGUUUUUAUCGGCUCCAGUCCUGAAUUUGAAGUUGCAGCCUACACUCUCAGUCUCCUGCUAGACCGUGAUGGGAAAGUGGAUCUAAAGCUUGGAGAGUACGAGGUGGAGUUGACAGUUCACAGCUUUGGGAGGCAACGCAAGCUAGGUACCGCUUACAUUGCAGCUGCUAGAAUGGAGUCCUAUACAAAGAGUAGACACUGGUAAUGAAGAUCUACUGCAGUUAACGGUUUAGUUGAUGUGAAAGUGUAAAGAAACACAGAAUGUCACAUAAUGCAUUUAUUUUACAAGGUUGUCCUUUAAAUCUUUUUUAAUGUCAAAGAAAUGAUAUUUUAGAGAAAGCUCUUCUGUAUUAAAUUAUUAGUAGCAUCUCUGCUUAAAAUUUUACAAUUUUUUUUUAAGCUUUCCUUUUUAAUUUUUAACUCAUCCAAUAUGUGUAUAUGAAGCUGGAGUUUGGAGAGAGUUAAAAAAAAUUGCAAGCCACAAAAGGCAUGGAAAUAUAUUGUUGAUGGCCUAUGCUCUACUUUGAGUUAAAAUGUAAAGAAAAAUAUGUGUAUAAAUUAUUGAAAGCUAUUUUAUAAAGUCAUCAAAUUUGAGUAAUAAAUAACUGGAGAAAAGAUGCCAUAAAUUUAGAUAUUGAACAUUAUUUUUAUGAUUUUUCCCAUCUUUUAUUUUACUUCACAUUUCAUCUUUUCUCCAGGUCAAUUUUAAAACAAAUUCUCCAAGUCCUAGAAAUUAAUCAGGCAAAGUAAUGUCAUAAAACAUUUUGAUCUAUCAAAAUUUGGCUGAAAGUUGAUUUAGCAAUUUAGAAAAUAUUUGUAGUUGAAAGUUAUAAAAUUAUUUCUAGUUAGAAAUUUUAAAACUAGCCUUUGAUUGCACUAAAUAAUCACUCCGGUUACUUCCUUGUGACAAUACAAACCUUGACUUCUGCUAAAUUUUUUCCAUAAUAAUUUCCAUAGAUAGCUCAAUUCUGAGAUAGCUCAAUUCUGACAGUAUUUUCUUUCGGUUACACCGUGUCGAAUUCUUCCAGUACAAUUUUGUAAAGUAACAGUUUUCAAUGCAAAGAUUUUAAUUUUGUUUUUUCACAAAUCAAAGUUUUUAAAAGUAAAAUUUGUAAAUGAUUCUGGAAAUUAAGAAAAAUUUAAAUUUCAAAACUUUGGUUUGAAGAAAACAAAAUAAUCUAAACUUAGCAAUAUGCCAUACUGGUAACAUAUUUUAAAUGUUAAUAUCUACAAUGUUAUUGUUGACAUAGUUCAUUGUUUAAUGUGGACUAUCUAUAAAGUAUACAACAUGAUAGAUCUUAUAAAAUUAGAUAACACUUCCAGUUUUCUUGCCAUUAACUGCUCGUUUCAUGAAAUUACAAUUAAAAAAAUCAUUGUUUGUGUUAGUUUUUAUGAACCUUAUUUUUAGCUGCCGUAUAAAUAAGUUAUUUUUGUUUUUUCCUUAAAUUACUGUGAUCCAUAUUUUCUCUUCUCAAAAA
This is a messenger RNA of Lymnaea stagnalis (great pond snail), 4716 nucleotides long. The record is from the annotation of a GenBank genome assembly. Lineage: Eukaryota; Metazoa; Mollusca; Gastropoda; Lymnaeidae.